AUGGAUGCUUCACGCCAAGAGACCGAAACGUCCCAAAGACGACUGAGCCAGCCUCCUCACUGCUUGUCUUAUACCGCAGUCUUAGAACAACUUUCGACCGAUGCAGACGAUGGGCUGGCAAACGCUGAGGCUCGCUCACGUCUGGAAACUUACGGACAUAACUGUCUGGAUGAGGGCGAAGGUCUCUCGAUUGGGAAAAUACUAUUGCAACAAAUCGCGAAUGCGAUGAUGCUUGUGUUAAUCUUAGCAAUGGCCGUCAGCUUCGGCAUCCAGUCUUGGAUCGAGGGCGGCGUUAUUGCUGGCAUUAUUGGGUUGAAUAUCGUCGUCGGCUUCUUCCAGGAGUACGCGGCAGAGAAGACGAUGUCGUCUCUGCGAUCUUUAACAACGCCCAGUGGGACCGUGUUCAGGGAUGGCAGUACGGCUGUCAUUCCUGCCAUUGAAAUCGUCCCCGGGGAUAUUGUUGAAGUGAAGAUAGGCGAAAUGAUCCCGGCUGAUCUGAGACGAGGCACUCUUGACGGGGAAUCUCUGCCUGUUCAGAAGGUCUCCGAGGCAACGUUCGAAGAGGAUACAGGGCCUGGUGAUCGCCUGAAUAUUGCAUAUAGCUCCAGUACUGUGACGAGAGGGCGAGCAAGAGGUAUUGCUAUUGCAACUGGCAUGGACACAGAAAUAGGGAAGAUCGCUUCGGCACUCCGUGCCAGCGGGCAAAAACGUCGACCCGUGAAGCGUGGACCCAGUGGGGAGGCUAAAAAGCGAUGGCAUGUCCAGGCAUGGGUGUUGACUGGCACUGAUACAAUUGGCCGCUUCCUCGGGGUGAAUGUUGGGACCCCUUUACAAAAGAAAUUGUCUAGGCUAGCAGUCGGUUUAUUCGGUAUUGCAGUUGUCUUUGCUAUUGUGGUGAUGAGCGCAAACUACUGGAGGAAUAACAAUGAGGUGAUUCUGUAUGCUGUCGCAACAGGGCUAAGUAUGAUCCCUGCCUGUCUUGUGGUUGUACUCACGAUUACCAUGGCAGUCGGGACAAAACGGAUGGUGCAGCGCCAUGUUAUUGUCCGAAAACUAAGCUCUCUGGAGGCGCUUGGAGCGGUAACAAACAUUUGCUCUGAUAAGACAGGCACAUUGACACAGGGCAAAAUGAUUGUGAAACAGGCGUGGGUUGCUUCGCUGGGAACUUAUUCCCUCGAGGGCGGUAGUGAACCUUUCAAUCCGACAGUUGGAGAAAUCGGGUUCCAAGGACUGGCUCCAAGGAGCAUUGUUGAGGAGAAGACGAGUGCAGAGACCAAGAAGCCUGAGGAACUGCUGGCUGAACACAAAAAGCUUGAGGACUACCUAAAUGUCUGCUCGUUGGCCAAUCUUGCACAUGUCUAUAAGAAGAAGCACGAAGGCGGCGAUGGCGUUGAUGGCAAUGAAUGGCAUGCCCGGGGAGAGCCAACUGAAAUUGCCAUUCAAGUCUUCGCGUCUAGAUUUUCUUGGGACCGCGACUGCUUGACCAAAGGCAAGGAUCCGAAAUGGACGCAGAAAAUGGAGUUUCCGUUUGACUCGGAUAUCAAGCGGAUGACCGUUGUUUACACGAAUAAUGCCGAGAAAAAAUCCGUGGCGUUCGCAAAAGGCGCUGUUGAGCGCAUCCUGGAGAGAUGCUCCAAAUUUAUAUUCGAACAAAAUUCCCCGCCUAGUGCCCUGUCCGGCGAACAUCAUGAGCAGGUCAUGAAGAAUAUGGAAGCUCUAACACGGAUGGGCCUUCGUGUUCUCGCCCUUGCGAAGAGAGAUGUUGUUCCAGAUACGGAAGACCGGGCGGAGGUCGAGAAAGAUCUUUGCUUCCUGGGCUUGGUCGGCAUUUACGAUCCGCCCAGACCUGAGUCCGCCAGAGCUGUUGAGCUAUGUCACCAUGCGGGCAUAUCAGUGCACAUGUUAACGGGCGAUCACCCUGGAACUGCAGAAAAGAUUGCUCAGCAGGUGGGCAUACUACCUGAUCUUCAGCAGGUUGCUGGGGAUGUUGCACAGGCUAUGAUCGUCACUGGUAAUCAAUUCGAUAACUUCUCUGAGGAAGAAAUUGAUGCCCUUCCUGUUUUACCUCGGGUCAUCGCCCGCUGUGCGCCACAGACUAAAGUCAACAUGAUCAACGCACUUCACCGGCGUGGGCGCUUUGUCGCAAUGACAGGAGAUGGUGUGAAUGACUCUCCAUCUCUGAAAAACGCCGAUGUGGGGAUUGCUAUGGGACAGAGUGGUUCAGAUGUGGCCAAAGGUGCUUCGGAUAUUGUGCUAACUGAUGACAAUUUCGCAUCUAUCCUUAAUGCAAUCGAAGAAGGUCGUCGGAUUUUUGAUAAUAUUCAAAGAUUUGUGCUUCACCUACUCUCAGAGAAUGUCGCCCAGGCGUGUACCCUGUUAAUUGGACUUGCGUUUAAGGAUGAAAGUGACCAGUCAGUCUUUCCACUAUCACCUGUGGAGAUUCUCUGGGUUAUCAUGAUUACUUCUGGCCUACCAGAUAUGGGACUUGGAAUGGAAAUCGCGGCUCCGGAUAUCAUGGAUCGGCCUCCUCAAAGCAAAAAAGGAAUUUUCACAUGGGAGGUGGUCAUUGAUGUCCUUGUUUACGGCCUUUGGAUGGCCGCGCUAUGUCUCUCGUCGUUCUCGCUGGUAAUAUGGGGCUUUGGCGACGGUGACCUUGGCCUGAACUGCAACCGAGAUUUCAAUCCACAGUGCGAGCCUGUGUUUCGUGCCCGCGCAACAACUUUUAUUUCACUUACCUGGUUCGCCCUAUUUCUUGCAUGGGAAAUGGUUGACAUGCGCCGAUCAUUCUUCCGCAUGCAACCAGGCUCGAAACGGUAUAUCACUCAGUGGAUGUUUGACGUCUGGCGGAAUAAGUUCUUGUUUUGGGCUAUCCUAGCAGGUUUUAUCUUAGUUUUCCCUGUUGUCUAUAUUCCUGUUAUUAAUCAUGAUGUGUUCAAGCACUCUGGUAUAUCAUGGGAAUGGGGAAUAGUUGGCGUGGAGACUGUUUUAUUUUUUAUCGGCGUGGAAAGCUGGAAAUGGGCCAAGCGGAUCUUUUUCAGAGGGUCCAGGAAAACACAUCUUGACAGCUCUCCCUCUGAGAUAGUCUAG
Messenger RNA from Penicillium brevicompactum, 3087 nucleotides. RefSeq lists its product as uncharacterized. Bases 1 to 3087 code for a protein of 1028 amino acids. NCBI's taxonomy places the organism in Eukaryota, Fungi, Ascomycota, Eurotiomycetes, Eurotiales, Aspergillaceae. Gene Ontology annotation, biological process: calcium ion transmembrane transport; intracellular calcium ion homeostasis. The record is from RefSeq and is a predicted model, not a curated record. Gene Ontology annotation, cellular component: plasma membrane. The transcript has 4 exons. Gene Ontology annotation, molecular function: ATP hydrolysis activity; P-type calcium transporter activity; ATP binding.